Molecule: messenger RNA, 1941 nt
Organism: Lotus japonicus
Lineage: Eukaryota; Viridiplantae; Streptophyta; Magnoliopsida; Fabales; Fabaceae
Product: F-box/kelch-repeat protein At3g23880-like
Exons: 2
Coding region: 51-1295 (414 amino acids)
Molecular function (GO): protein binding
Source: RefSeq, a predicted model, not a curated record
UCAACAAGUGAAAGCCACAUAAACUUGAAAACCUUUUUGGAUAGAAAGAUAUGUCAUCGCCGCCGCCGCCGCCGCCGCGGCCGCAACUCCCCGACGACCUGAUUGCGGAGGUCCUAUCAUGGCUUCCGGUGAAACAUCUCAUGCGACUCAGGUGCGUGUGCAAGUCCUGGAACACUCUCAUCAUCUCCGAUCACACCUUCAUCAAAUUGCACCUUCACAGAUCGGCACUGCACAAACCCCACCUCUUGUUAGAGUGGAAUGACUCUAUCUUCACCCGCAGUUUCUGCGUCACACACUUUUCCGGAUCUCGUUUGGUUGAGAAUCCAUCGAUCAUCUCACUCCCCGAUGUCACUCCGAAACGAGAUGAUAUCUACACCGUCGUUGGUUCUUACAAUGGGUUGGUGUGCUUGAACGGUUGUUGUGAUUCUGCAUACUCUGGGUUAGGACGAGAGGAAUGGAUCUGUUUCUGGAACCCGGCGACGAGGUUAAUGUCUGAAAAAUUAGGGUCUUGUCGUGUUGAUAACAAUAGUUUUAUAAAGUAUAACUUUGGUUAUGAUCAUUCAACAAAUUCUUACAAGGUUGUUAAGUUUGUUACCACCCAUUUAUCAAACAAUGUGAGCAUCAGGAUUUACAUCUUGGGUGAUAAUGUUUGGAGAGACAUUCAAAAUUUUCCCCUGCUUCCUUUACACUUAAAUUGUAUAGGUCUAAAGUUUUGGGUGCAUUUGAGUGGCACUCUUAACUGGAUCACAUCUCGUAAUGAAUCCGCUAGUUGUUAUAAUCGAGAGACUAUUACUGUUGAACAACUUGCGAUUCUUUCGCUUGGUCUUGGGACGGAGACGUGCACCCUCUUGUCACUGCCUAAGGGUUUUGAUGAAGUGCCUUGUGUGCUGCCAAGUAUUGGGGUUUUGAUGGACUGUCUGUGCUUUUCUCAUGACUUGAAGAAAACCCAUUUUGUUAUAUGGCAGAUGAAGAAGUUUGGGGAUGCAGAAUCUUGGGUUCAAUUACUCAAAAUUAGUUAUCAGGAUCUUCAAAGGGAGCCCCUUGAUGAAACCCCCUAUACUCACUAUCAAUUAGUUCCAUUGUACCUUUACAAUGGUGAUACGUUCAUAUUGGCCAGUUCUGGAGAUGAUGAUGAUGAUGAUCAAGCAAUACUAUAUAGUAAGACAGCUAAUACAGUACAGCGAACUGCACUUACAACUACUACAACAGAAAAAAUACUUUGGUUCCUUGCCUCCGAGUAUGUUGAAAGCUUGGUUUCACCAUUGAGAGUUGGAUCUUCUACAACUGUUGCUUGACUAAAUAGAUGUUGAUGUAGCAGAGAAGCUUGACUACUCAUCUGCUGUGGUUCCUGUUGGAUACUCCCUCAUUUUAUCCAUCUUACGAUCGUUCAAUGUUAGGCUACCAGAGUUAUGGUUUCUGCUCCAUUGAUUGCUUUUGUGAUCACCCAUGUCAUGGACAUCAAUUUCUAUAAACUAGAUUACCGUAUGUCCGGUCAUGUAAUCUUUAUAUUAUUGCUGAGGCUGACUUGAAUGUAAGAUCCAUGUUCUCUCUUCCAGAAAAAACUGCUUUGAGCUCUGUUAGUUUUCUAUGCCAUUCACUUCUGUAGUUUCUGCUUUCCAUUGCAAGGUUAUUGACAAGAAUUUUAUCAUCUUUCUUUGAACCCAUUCAUGAGUAUGCUUAAGUGGCAGCAGUAAGAUCUGCUUUGUAGAAGUCUGUGGAUUGGAUUUGAUUUGAAAAGAUACCGUCUUAGUUGUUACUUGUUAGAAUUGCACAAUUGAUACAGUACAUUAAGUAAGUGAUUCAGAUGAUGUGAUGAAUCACAUUUGGUUUUGAAUCAUGUGAUACAUGUGUAUGAGCCAGCGUGAUUCCAUAAUUCAACAACGCUUGUUAUUGUUCUUUGUUGUUAUUUUGAAAUAGAGGCUUUACACAAUUAUUCAUUCA